Drosophila busckii is the source of this 1206-nucleotide messenger RNA. RefSeq names its product tyrosine-protein kinase RYK-like. NCBI's taxonomy places the organism in Eukaryota, Metazoa, Arthropoda, Insecta, Diptera, Drosophilidae. The record is from RefSeq and is a predicted model, not a curated record. The transcript is spliced from 7 exons. Bases 178 to 1206 code for a protein of 342 amino acids.
UUGAACACGCCUCAAUGGUCACGCAUUGAAAUUGCCUGUCGGAGAAUCAAAAAAGGAGCAGCUGAUGAAAUGAGCGUCACAUGCUCGGACAAGUUAUUAACCAAACGCCUGGCAACCGACGAGGAGAAACAAGUCUAGACUCACCACACAUUCUACAAUCUCCUAUCCACGCUCAUCAUGGCUCAUCCUCUACUGCUGCUGGUGCUAAGCGCCUCUCUGGUCGCCUCGGCUCAAGGAUAUCUCAACAUUUUCAUCAGUCACCACGAGGUGAUGAAGCUAAUGGGACUGGAGGCUGAUUUGUUCUAUGUGCACGAGGGAGCCAUUAACACAUACGCGAUGCACUUCACAGUUCCCGUGCCAGCCGAUGUCCACGAACUCGAGUUCUCCUGGCAGAGUCUCAUCCCCUAUCCGCUACGCUACACCAUCAGCAUAGAGUACGCCAACGACCAGGAUGCACUUGGCACUCCCACGCUGAGCAUUCCGCACAAGGGCCUGGUGCCGCAGGAGAUCGAGUCAUUCCUCGUCUACCUGCCAUGCACUGGUAACGCCAGCCUUCAACUGCCAGUCAACGUUAACAUGGUCGUCCAAGGACCGCCCCGCUUCAACGACACCCGCCUCCACUUUAAGCGCAACAAGAUCUGUGCCAAGGGCAUCUCCCCUGAGCCGAACCAGUCGCCUGCCCCAGCACACGCUCCUUCCCAAGGACCUGCUCUAAUGAGCGCUGCGGCCUGUGCUUUGGGCUUGGUGCUGGCCGUAGGCCUUGUGGCCAGCAUGAUGUAUGUGCGAGCCCGCAAGCAACUGCGCCAGGACUCACUGCACACUAGCUUUACGACAGCGGGUUAUGGCAGUCACCAGAACGUGUUCAUUCGACUUGAUCCUCUUGGGCGGCCACCAAGUGCCACUGGCUCCUAUGCAACCAUCGCCAGCCUUAACAAAUAUCCGCCGGAGACUAAAAAAUCUUGCAGCAUUUUCGACCGAUUCCGAAGCUCACCCACUGCCACGCCCACACCUUAUGCCACCGCCCUGCUGCCAAUGGGCGACCAAAGUGGCGAGACCAUUUACUCCAAGCCUGAAUCGGUGUGUCCCUCGAGGAUUUCCUACUACGCCUCCUCGCAGCUAACCCAGCGAAAGUUUCCCAAAUGGCAACAGUUACAACAAUUACAGCAGCUGGAACAACUACAAAUAGUCGUGGGGGCGGAGAAGUGA